UUGUCAUCUCGCUUGCUCAUGGCUCUCACCAUUGACGAGGAGCCGGACGUCCCCAAGCCCACUGAAAGGUCCUACUACAUUGUCGCUCUCUUCUUGCUACCCUUCCAACUCGUCUCUGCUAUUUCUUGGGCCUGUCUUGCUUAUUCGUUGGUCUGGGGAAAUGUCUGGUCAUGGAAAUUCGCUCUGGCUGCUUGUGAGGCAAUAUUCUCCGUGUAUCAUUGGCAUCUCUCGAGACUAGCAUCUCAACCCUGGCGCCACGGAACAGGAAGUUUGGCCCAACUCCAACUUUCCUACAAUCGUGUUCUUCAGUGUGGCUUAGCGAACCUGCCCGAGGACGGCUCUGAGUCCCACCGACCUGCCAGCCCAACGUACCCCAUCACGCAACUUGAGUGGGACGACCCCCGCGCUGUCGACUUCCGUCACACACUGCGAACGUGGUUCAACAGAGUCCCUUUCUCAGCGAUCCGUCGUUUUGAAGUCCGCCAAUGGUUAUACUGGUCGAUAUUCGCCAAGGAUCUCCCAGAAACCAUGCCCCCAGGUCAUCAAGCAAUCAUUGACGAUUCUUUGCGGAGAUUAGAGAUGCGCGUCGGCGGCAAAAUACCAGAAGGCUCCAAUCCUAAUGCUCCACCAAUGCGAGUUACCCUAGACGAAGUUCAAAUCUCUACACGACCACUCUUUUUAUACGCACUCAUUUUCGCCGUUAACUGGUGUUUACAAAAGUACUACGGGAUUCGCUAUGGCCUAAAAUACGGGUCAUAUCAGGAUCUUGAGUAUCUUCUCUACAUUCCCAACGGUUGGGAUAUCAACACCGGCCCACAACCAACUAUUUUCUUUCAUGGCUUAGGGCUUGGGCUGCUUCAAUACCAUCCAUUGCUCAUGGACCUUCGCCAUCACUUCAAAGACCGUCCACUCCUGUUCCCCCUUCAACCGCAUAUCAGCCAGAACAUUUUCCACUCUAAAUUCUUGGACCCUCCUAGCAGACGAGACUUGGCUGAUCUCUUUGCUGGACUCCUUCAUCAACUAGGCUGGGUGGACUUGUCGUCUACGGAUGAAGAUCUGAGCAGGGACGCAAGCAGAAGCCGAACCGUUACAGUAUUGAGUCACUCCAACGGGUCGUAUAUGCAUACGUGGUGUGUCAAGGCCUAUCCAGAGCUUAUAUCGCGGUCCUGCUUCGUUGACCCGGUCUCCUUGUGUCUCUGGGAAGGCGAUCUACCUCACAACUUCCUCUAUCAACCACCAACUCACGGCGUCGGUCUGAUUGUUCGAUAUUUUGUGGGACGAGAACUCGGCACCGCUGCCCAGCUCUAUCGCAACUUUGACUGGUCCUCGAAUGAGUUGUGGUUCGAAGAUAUCCCCAACGCCCAGGACCCCACCAAAACCUUCUUUUUACUUGGUGGAAAUGACGCAAUCGUCAAUUCUCCGCGCGUUAGAAAAUACUUGUCGUCGCAUGGUGUACACAAGGGACUAUGGUACGACGAAAUGGCUCAACAUGGUGAUGCUUUGUUGCGCGGAACAAAGGGGCACGCCAUGGUCUUAGAUUGGUUGAAGCAUAACUACUGA
Mycena indigotica is the source of this 1560-nucleotide messenger RNA. RefSeq lists its product as uncharacterized. The transcript has 9 exons. The record is from RefSeq and is a predicted model, not a curated record. Bases 19 to 1560 code for a protein of 513 amino acids. Lineage: Eukaryota; Fungi; Basidiomycota; Agaricomycetes; Agaricales; Mycenaceae.